Eucalyptus grandis is the source of this 2853-nucleotide messenger RNA. RefSeq names its product AP-4 complex subunit mu. NCBI's taxonomy places the organism in Eukaryota, Viridiplantae, Streptophyta, Magnoliopsida, Myrtales, Myrtaceae. Gene Ontology annotation, cellular component: cytoplasmic vesicle; trans-Golgi network; clathrin adaptor complex. The record is from RefSeq and is a predicted model, not a curated record. The transcript is spliced from 13 exons. Gene Ontology annotation, biological process: protein targeting; Golgi to lysosome transport. The coding region runs from base 125 to 1486 and encodes 453 amino acids.
GACCAGACCACGGUGCGCGACGGCGAUAACGAACAGGAAGGAAAUCAGAGACGAGCUGAAGAAGGAAUUUCGCAGGGAGCGAACGGACGGAGCUCGGGGCGCUCGCGAGGAAGAAGGAUCGACGAUGAUCUCUCAGUUCUUCGUGCUCUCGCAGCGGGGCGACAACAUAGUCUUCCGCGACUAUCGCGGGGAAGUGCAGAAGGGGAGCACCGAGACGUUCUUUCGGAAGGUGAAGUUCUGGAAAGAGGAUGGGCAAGAAGAGGCGCAAGCGCCACCUGUCUUUAAUGUGGACGGUGUAAACUACUUUCACGUGAAGGUGGCCGGCUUAUUGUUUGUCGCAACCACGAGGGUCAAUGUAUCUCCUUCUCUUGUCUUGGAGCUCCUCCAGAGGAUUGCACGUGUCAUCAAGGAUUACCUCGGUGUUCUUAGCGAGGAUUCGCUGCGGAAAAACUUUGUGCUUGUUUACGAGUUGCUUGAUGAGGUCAUUGAUUUUGGUUAUGUACAAACAACAUCGACUGAAGUACUGAAAUCCUAUAUAUUUAAUGAGCCAAUUGCUGUGGAUGCUGCUCGUCUGCCUCCUCUUGGUCCAGCUGCCAUUUUCAUGCAAGGAAGUAAAAGGAUGCCAGGGACGGCUGUGACAAAAUCGGUUAUUGCAAAUGAGCCUGCUGGAAGGAAGAGGGAGGAAAUUUUCGUGGAUAUUAUUGAAAAGAUCAGCGUCACUUUCAGCUCUAGUGGAUAUAUACUGACUUCUGAGAUCGAUGGAACCAUUCAAAUGAAGAGUUAUCUAUCUGGAAAUCCGGAGAUUCGAGUGGCUUUGAACGAGGAGUUGAAUAUUGGAAGAGGCGGGAGAUCAUUAUAUGAUUACAGAAGUUCAGCAGGUUCUGGAGCGGUUGUUCUAGACGAUUGUAAUUUUCAUGAAUCUGUGCGCCUCGACAGCUUUGACAUGGAUCGGACUCUAACUCUGGUACCGCCAGAUGGUGAAUUUCCUGUCAUGAACUAUCGUAUGACCCAGGAAUUCAGGCCUCCAUUUCGCGUAACCGCAUUGAUUGAAGAAGCAGGUAAUCUCAAGGCUGAAGUAAUUAUUAAAGUACGUGCUGAGUUCUCUUCAAGUAUUACCGCAAAUACAAUUGUUGUACAGAUGCCUCUUCCAAAAUAUACUACCAGAGCUACUUUUGAGCUGGAACCUGGAGCAGUUGGGCAAACUGCAGAUUUGAGAGAAGUGAGCAAGAAACUUGAAUGGAGUUUGAAAAAGAUUGUUGGUGGAUCAGAAAACACGCUGCGUGCCAAGCUAAGUUUUUCUCAAGAAUCCCAUGGAAAUAUCACGAAGGAAUCUGGACCAGUUAGCAUGACUUUCACCAUUCCUAUGUAUAAUGCUUCAGGGCUUCAGGUGAAAUACUUGCAAAUUGCAAAGAAGUCCAGUAAUUAUAAUCCUUAUCGGUGGGUGAGAUACGUCACUCAAGCUAAUUCCUAUGUGGCUCGAAUGUGAGGUUAUUGAGCUUCUUUCUGCCAGAACUUUACAUUUUUGUUUUUUUGCUUUCCCUUUCACUGUAUGUGAUUCCAUCUCUUUGAUCAUCCUCUCAGUGUUUUCUCUUUUUAAUUUUAAAGUAUGAUCAAUCUUCUCAGAAGAGUGAACUUUUGCUUACUUUUAUGGGUAUCAAUCAAUAUCAGCCUUUUGGAAGAAGGAUGGAUUUAACGAAUUGUGUUUAACUGAAUUUUUGAGGUGUUUCUUAUGUUGCGAGUUGUAUAUGUUGAAUCUCAUGUCCACUGAGAUACAUGAAAUGAAAAAAAGAAAGAAAAACCAAGUAGAGAAAAAGGACAUUUCGUGCACGAGAGGAUGACUUCCGCAUUGCACAGUUUAAUCAGUAAAAAAAGCCUGAAGUAUUGGCUUGACAUCCAAAUUGAACUUAAACACAACUCCAAUCUUCAAGAGGUCUCAAGUCAAAAGCAACAGAGAUGGCUUGUUACAAGAAAUUCAUUCUGUUUCCUCUCUUGCUUCUCACUCUAUCCUUAAUAAUUGGUGAUGGAGUCCUUGCUUCCCGUCACCUUCUUGAUGCAGGCUUGCCCAAUAUUCCUGAGCUUCCCAAGCCUGAGCUACCUCCUAUUCCCACAAUCCCAACCUUGCCAAGCCGGAGUUACCACCUCUGCCAAAACCUGAAGUCCCAACCUUACCAAAGCCCGAGUUGCCUCCACCGCCAAAGCCCAAGGUCCCAAAGCUGCAUGAAAUACCAGUUGUUCCUGAGUUGCCAAAGCUCAGCUUGCCCACCAUCCCUUAGCUCCCAAAAGAUUUACCCACCAUCCCUUCUCUUUUCCCGCCCCACUCAUCCAGUCCUUGAGCAAGCAAUCUCCUCAGUUUGACAUCACUUCACUUGUUAUUAUUUAGUAGGUAAUACUUAUAUUAUGUGGAUACAGGUUAUUGUGUCUGUCUUGAGGUUAUUGUGAGGGGAAUGUAGUUCUGCUAUCUCCACCCAUUUGAGUUUUCUAUGCUGCACUAGCUAUUUCCUGUGUUUCUCUGAUUGUCUGUGGAGUUAUUGUUAUUCUUCUUUACUUAUGUGAGGUUUGAUAUUCUGUUGUUCCUAUAAUUUGUCUUUCCAAUGAAUGGCAGAUAUUGUCGUUUUGUUUAUGUCUCAUGCUCUUGAAGUGAACGGCAUAUCACGUAUGUGAAUGUUGGACUGGGAGAUACCAUGCCUUCUGCUUAGAUGACCUUGUUAUGAUAUUGCUUUGUGAAUAACACCGAGCAUGGGAGGCCAACUCAAUCCAUACUUUGCAAUGAAGAGACACUUGCUGGUUUUGUGAAGCGUGUUCAACCAGAGCAAUACGCAAGUUAAGUUUAAAACGUCGGAAGAUUAUUGGCUA